AUGUCCAAGACUGAAGGCGCCACUUACACGCAUGGCCACCAUGCCUCUGUUCUCCGUUCUCACACUUGGCGCACUGCGGCCAACUCGGCAGCCUACAUUCUGCCUUAUCUUAAGCCUGACAUGAAGAUUCUCGACGUCGGCUGUGGCCCUGGAACAAUCACUGUUGAUCUGGCUGCCAACCAUGUGCCGCAGGGCCACAUCACGGGGCUGGAGAAUGCCGCCGGAGUGCUAGUGCAAGCUCGCGAUCUCGCCAAGGAGAAGGGCGUAACAAACGUGGAUUUCGUCGAGGGCGAUGCUAAUGCUCUCACAUAUGCGGACGACACGUUUGACGUCGUUCUCUGCCACCAGGUGCUUCAACACGUCAAGGAUCCAGUGGGCAUUCUGCGGGAGAUGCGCCGAGUGGCCAAGACGGGCGGCAUCGUCGCUGCCAGAGAAUCCGACUUUGGAGGCUUCAUCUGGUACCCCGAAGUCGACGGCAUGGACGACUGGCUGGCAUUCUACUCAGCCAACGCGCGAUCCAACGGCGGCGAGCCCAAUGCCGGCCGCCGCCUGCAUACCUGGGCCAAGCAGGCGGGCUUCUCGCCUGAGGCCAUCACCAACGGCUCAAGCACCUGGUGCUACAGCACAGAGACGGAGAUUGCCUGGUGGAGCGGACUGUGGGCAGAGAGGACGGUGGCCUCGUCGUUUGCGAAGACGGCGAUUGAAAAUGGGACGGGCACCAAGGAGAGGCUGGACAAGGCGGCUGAGGCGUGGAAGCGAUGGGGCAAGGAGGAGGAGGCGUGGUUUUCGGUUCUGCACGGAGAGAUUAUAUGCCGCAAGUGA
Molecule: messenger RNA, 822 nt
Organism: Trichoderma breve
Lineage: Eukaryota; Fungi; Ascomycota; Sordariomycetes; Hypocreales; Hypocreaceae
Product: methyltransferase domain-containing protein
Exons: 1
Coding region: 1-822 (273 amino acids)
Biological process (GO): sterol biosynthetic process
Cellular component (GO): endoplasmic reticulum
Molecular function (GO): sterol 24-C-methyltransferase activity
Source: RefSeq, a predicted model, not a curated record